Biomphalaria glabrata is the source of this 2711-nucleotide messenger RNA. Its product is annotated as transcription factor MafB-like. Gene Ontology annotation, molecular function: RNA polymerase II cis-regulatory region sequence-specific DNA binding; DNA-binding transcription factor activity, RNA polymerase II-specific. NCBI's taxonomy places the organism in Eukaryota, Metazoa, Mollusca, Gastropoda, Planorbidae. The coding region runs from base 157 to 1287 and encodes 376 amino acids. Gene Ontology annotation, cellular component: nucleus. The transcript is spliced from 2 exons. Gene Ontology annotation, biological process: regulation of transcription by RNA polymerase II. The record is from RefSeq and is a predicted model, not a curated record.
GCCUUAGCUCUCAGACAGAGCGGUACUAACGAGCUGUACAGCUAGUAGAAGAAACCUUGAAACAGUGACCUAGUCUUGGGAGCGAGGCAACCACCAGGUUUUUUUUUUUUUCUGGACCUUUUUUUUAUACAGUUCUUGUAAAUUAACUAAAAGAACAUGGACGAGCUCGCAGAAAGUUACAUCGAGAGCUUCGAUCUUUUCAUGGAAGGUCACGAUUUGCACCAGUUGCACAAUACCAUUGUUAAAACUGAGCUGGGUCUCUGCACUGGUGCGGCAACCCCUCAGCAGCAGCAGACUUGUUCUGGUGCUGGGGUCACGGGUCAGGUCAACGGCCAACUACACGUCCCCCACAGCCCGACAUUGUCAGCUGUUACUGGCAGCAACUUCAGCAGCACCCAGAGUACCCCUAUUAACUCCAUCCCACCGUCCCCUAGCACUCCUCACCCUUCAUCUCAGACCUCGCUUCCUUCCCCCACCCGAUCGUUAUCCAGUUUUGGCAGCACCUUUGGAGACAGAGGCUAUUUCGAGGACUGGUUUUUAAAGUUAGGUUCUCAGUGUUCAGAAACUGGCAAACUAGACGGUAAGACAAACACUUUAGAUGAACUGUUAAAAUCAUUAGAGCCAGCUAAUCACCACAACCCUGUUUCGCCUUCAGUCAAAUCAGAAAGUCAAGAUUUAUCAGGGCGUGGCAAUAAUGAGUUUGACUUAGACUAUGAUGAGGAUAAUGAAUUGGAUGUGGAGGAUGAUUCUCAAAGUGUUGCCAGCAGCUCAGCUACAUCUUUCAAGCAAUCUCGAAGAAGUUCUGCCCACUCCCCUAGUUCUCCAUUGUCCCCUGAGAGUUCUCUAAUUGAUGAUGAUGAUUUGGUCUCGUUACCAGUUAGAGAGUUGAACAGGCGAUUACAAGGUUGCCCCAAAAGUGAAGUUCAGCGUCUUAAGCAGAAAAGACGGACUCUAAAAAAUAGAGGCUAUGCUCAGAACUGUCGUUCAAAACGAAUGCAGCAAAAGAGUGAGCUUGAAACGACUAACAAGUCUCUUUUGCAGCAGAUAGCAGAUCUGAAGCGCCAGCUGAGUGCUUCAGUAAGAGAGCGAGAUUUCUACAAGCAACGCUGUCAUUUGCUUAAGACAGAGCUUGUCAGGGCGUCUCGUGUUGCAGUUUCACACUUGCAGAAGGAGCCUGGAUUUGCUGAAUUUAUGGCUAGGAUUAAAGAGGAAGAUGGUGCCAGCAAUAGCCAGCAGGUGCUAACUUCUAAGGCAGCCCAGAAUGGCACGGACAAUUUUCUUAUCUAAAACCUAUUAUAAAGAUGUAGAAUAUAGCAUUGUUAAAGAAUAAUUGGUAUCUAUAUAUAAAACUUAUACUUGAAAAAGUAAAGGGACAAAAAAAAAUGUACUUUGUACACAAAAUAUGUCGACGGUUUGUAAUGCAGGCUAUCUGUUGUUAUUCACCUGUGAUCAUUAGGUUAUUAGCAUUUAUUUCAAAAAUAUAUAAACCUAUGAAAAAUAAAAAGCAUUAAAACUCGUUUGAAAAUUCACCAAUUAGAUAAUGCUGCCUGGCAUUUAAUCAACAGUACAAGUGAUAAACUGCCCUUAAAAAAUGCCUUUCAUUUCAUUCGGGAAGAUUGUAAUCUCAGCAACAUGGAAACUUAUAUUUUUCUAUUUUUUGUCAAUUAUCCUGUCACUCAUCAUACGUUGAAAAGAUGUCCCAGCGUCAUUUUCAAUACAUUUACUGAGUUGAUGUAAGCUUUUUAUUUUUUUGUAACCGAUUGACACUUUGUUUCUUUAUCUUCAAGUCAGAGAGGCAGCAAUUUAAUUUGAGAUUUCACACUAACUAGUUUAAAAAAUUUUUUUUUCAAUUCCAACAUUUAAUGGUAGUGCAUGAGAGAGGUUCAUUAAAGAAAACAGUUCUCUUAUAGUUUAGACUCUUUUAGUUCCAUCUAAGAUAUAGAUAUAGGUAUUUUGAUGAAACUGAUAUCUGUACUGUCACAAAAAAUUAAUUUAUUCCGAAAGUUUUUCUUAAGAAUUCUUUCCUUUGAGCAAUUAAAUUACUGUACAGUUUUCAUAACUUAUUCUAUGAAUACUAUUUAAUAAAUUAUAAUGAUCAUUUUACUUAGUAGUCAAUUCUCAUCUUUGUUUGACUAGUACAUCCAACAUUAAAAUGGCAUUACGAGAAGUAUUUAAACAAAAAUGCUUUUGUGUAAACUCUAAAGCUUGUUUUUUUUAAUAUAUUAUAUAUUGUUUCUCUUUUUUUUUAACUGUUUACGCAAUACUAUUGACAGCUUGAAUGGUUAUUAUGUGAACAAUUAUGAUCAUGACCUCCCUAUGUUUAUUUUUUUGUUUUAUCAGACUGUUGCGCUUAAGAAGCACACUAUAAAGUCUUUCGUCAACCAGUAACCCAUUUCAUUUUUUAUGCAUGUAAAUAUCUAAAAUAAACUAAAAAAAAAAUUAACAUUUGUAUUGUCAGCAUGUGAUAAAAAAAAAGUUAUCUUUUUACUUGAGAUAUAUACACAAAUUUGUAAACCCUCGUAUAUAUAUGUUUGACUUUUUGAUUCUUGAGAACUAACUGCAGGUUUGUUAUAUUUUUGAUAACCCCUCUCUUCUCUGCUCUUUGCUUUGAUAAUAUUUUCAGGGUUUUGACUAUGAAGAAAAAAACAACAAAUUGUUGCAAUAUCGAUUCAUUGAUAAAAUUUAAUUUUCAAAUUCUUUUUUUUUUUCAA